AACGCGAGAUCAACCAAUAAACACUUUGUUAAGUAAGAGCCUCCUACGGGACAGGCACUAAGCUAGCCUGUUCUCAAAGCGUUUAUAACCUAAUGAGGGAGAGAAUAUGCAAAUAUAUGCAAAGCAGGCUAAAUGCAGGAAAAAUAAGAAAUGGAUACUGAGGGAAGUCUCGGGAGAAGGAACAAAGAGGAGGGGGAAAGGAAAUGAAGAAGCGGAGCUCGGAGACCUAAGAGGACGCGGUAGGAGGCGCCAGGGCAGACCGUGCCCCAGAUUACAAUCGGGUCGGGGAAAAAACACGUGGAGUGACUAUCCACUGGAGGCGGGACAAACGCAGAGGCUCUAGAGGAGUUUAAGUGAACUGAGUCUGAGCCAAUGGGACGUCGACAAGGGGAGGGGUCAGCGGAAAAGCAGCAUUCUGAUUGGCCGUGUGUGAGGCACGGAGGGCGGGCGGAGCGCGGGCAUGGAGGCUCUGCAGCGGCUGCUGAGUCCUGGCGCAGGGGUCGGCGGAGGAGAUUGUGUCGCGGGGGAGGGGAGCGGCCUUCUGCUGCUAGGGGAGCCGGGCUCCGGGAAGACGGCGCUGCUGUUCGCGGCGGCCCUGGUGGCAGCGGGGGAGGGCCGGGGCCCCGUGCUCUUCGUGGCUCGGAGGGCCCUCCAGAGCCUGCCCGCGGGAUGGAAGGCCGGAGCUGCUAGGGACCCGCUGAGGCUUCAGAAAAUCCACUUCCUGUAUCCUCCCUCCUUGCGUGAGCUGCUGCAGCUCCUGAGCUCCAUGCAUGAAACGACAGCCCAGCCUCCCUCCCUCCUGCUCCUGGACGGGCUGCACGAGUACUUGGCAGAGGCCUCCGGACCCCAGGCGUGGGCCCACCUGGCAGCCCUGCUGGUGGACACGGUUGCUUACUUCUCCGGCUGCUUAAGCAGGGACUGCGGGCUCCUGGUCACCAUGCUCAGCCCCACCGAGGCCGAAAUGGAGGCAGCUGCCCUCCAGCUGGCAGUGCUCCAGAGAUACUUGCCCAAGUGCCUCUGGCUGGGCCCUGAGCCCUCAGACCUGGCCAAGGCGAGGCCUCAGGACUCCGGACCCUGCUUCAGGGCCCGCCUUUCUACCGGGCCAGGCUGCCCCAGACAGGAAUGGUGCUUGAGUUUUGGACUCGAUGGCAAGAUGGCCAUUUCCCCUGUGACUUGUCAGGCAGCUGAGCAUCCCCCUCAGAAGCCUGAAACCAGCAGCUCCAGCUGAGACCUUUGGCCUGGGACAGGAGCAGCUUUCAGGGGGCUGUGUACCUGAGUGCAGCUGUCUGGGUGGGGGAAGGCCCCAACCUGGGUCUUGGGCAGUAUGCCAUUGCACUCUCUGAUAUCUCCAAUAAGUUUUCUAGGCCGGGCCCAGGAGUGAGGAGGGGCCCUCACACCAUGCUCUCUGCCUGGGGUUGUAAGCCAGGGCUGUGGAUGGAUCUCUGGAGCCCGGGCAGCAGAAAGGGCUGAAGAAAGGUGGCU
Molecule: messenger RNA, 1482 nt
Organism: Sarcophilus harrisii (Tasmanian devil)
Lineage: Eukaryota; Metazoa; Chordata; Mammalia; Dasyuromorphia; Dasyuridae
Gene: SWSAP1
Product: SWIM-type zinc finger 7 associated protein 1
Exons: 2
Coding region: 461-1228 (255 amino acids)
Biological process (GO): double-strand break repair via homologous recombination
Cellular component (GO): Shu complex
Molecular function (GO): single-stranded DNA binding
Source: RefSeq, a predicted model, not a curated record